UGCCUCCGUUAUAUUUUGUGUGCUGAAACAUUUUGCAGUCUGCUAUGCCUGAAGAUGCCUUGAUUGGUGCAUGGAGAAAGUCAGCUCAUAGGUUAUGGGCCAAAAGACUUCGGCGAAGCUCAACCGUGUCUGAAAUGACGCAGGUAAUUGGUGACUUUGUUGGGGCAAUCAAUGAAGAUUGGCUAUGGCACUCUAGUGAUCAAGGGCAUUCUAAUGCUUUAUUGGGAGAAACUAUAAGUUGCUACCCUUCGAUGCCGCAAACAACUUCUGCGAUGGCUCUAUGGUUGGUAAAACUGGAUACCUUGAUUGCUCCCUAUGUGGAAAAAGCUCAACCAGAAAGGAAUCAACUGUCGUGCAGAACCAGAAAUACAAGUAGGCGAGCCUCUAGGAGGGAGUUGUAGCUCUGAUCUGGACAUCAUGUAAGGCGCGAUAGAAUAGAGGAAGAAGAUUGUACAGAGAAGUAGCGUUUUGUUCCCUGCAUUAUCCAAUAACAUUGGAAAAUUCUACAAUCCAAGUGACUUGAGAUAAAAAUAUGUAUAGACAAUUUAGAUAAUAGAUAGUAGCAGGGUCCACAUUCAGUUUUGAGUUUGAUUGCCAAAAUCUUCUUUUGUUUUUUUUUGUAUGGGGUAAAAAGAAAGAUUAUUUAAUGUUAUGUUCGAAGAUUUCGAAAUGAUCUUUCAGUUCCAUCCUUCAAAAUACAAAAUACAAAUUACAUAUUAUAUUAUAUUGUAUCCCUUAAGUAGUGUUCUUUUGCAUAAAUCGUCCCACAAAAGUAGCGAAAUUGCUAAUUUCGCUAAUGAUAUAAUGGAAGUGUUGAUUUAGUCCACAUUCUUAUUGAAUGGCUUGUCUUCUUCGCGUGGCUCGAAACCCUACAUUUGAAAGAUCAACGGUCGCUUCAAAGAGACAAAAUCCAAAGACAAUUCCAAGUUUUCAUUGCAAAGCUUCGAGCUUGAGGACCAAAACGAUGUCUCAAUCUUCUGCUCCUGGCGAGAAACUCAAGAGAAAGCGCCGAGAGAAAAAAGCAGAAGAAGAAGAAGAAGCGAUUGGAGGAGAUAUAGAGGAUCUCUUUAGCGACAAAGAAACUCAAAAAAUCAGAAUGUCUUUACUUGACUGGUACGAUGCGAAUAAGAGAGAUCUUCCAUGGAGGAAGAGAAAGGAUGAAAGUGAAAAGGAGAGAAGAGCUUAUGAGGUUUGGGUAUCGGAGAUUAUGCUGCAGCAAACUAGGGUUCAGACUGUUUUGGAGUAUUACAAACGUUGGAUGCAUAAAUGGCCAACCAUUUAUGACCUUGCUCAAGCUUCCCUUGAGGAGGUAAACGAAAUGUGGGCAGGUUUGGGGUACUAUCGGCGGGGGCGUUUUCUUUUAGAGGGAGCGAAGAUGGUUGUUGCAGGGAAGGAUGGUUUUCCUAAUCAAGUGUCUAGCUUGAUGAAAGUUAAAGGAAUAGGAGAGUACACAGCCGGAGCAAUUGCCUCUAUUGCUUUCAAUGAGGCGGUACCUGUUGUUGAUGGAAACUUGAUAAGAGUACUUGCCAGACUAAAGGCCAUCUCAGCUAAUCCAAAAGACCGGCUUACAGCUAGGAAUUUCUGGAAACUAGCUGCCCAGCUAGUGGAUCCUUCACGUCCUGGAGAUUUCAACCAAUCUCUGAUGGAGCUUGGUGCUACUCUAUGUACUGUUUCAAAGCCAAGUUGCUCUUCUUGUCCUGUUUCCAGCCAAUGCCGUGCAUAUUCACUUUCCCUGGAGAACAGAACCAUUUCCGUGACAAAUUAUCCUACAAAAGUGGUCAAGGCCAAGCCAAGGUGCGACUUUUGUUCCGUAUGUGUUUUGGAAAUACUGAACCUGGAGAGAAACCAAUCAGGAGGUAGAUUUGUUCUUGUAAAGAGACCUGAAGAGGGUCUGCUUGCUGGUCUUUGGGAGUUCCCAUCUGUUAUAUUGGAUAAGGAAGCUGGUUUGGCAACAAGGAGGAACGCGAUCAACCUCUACCUUAAGGACGCAUUUCAAGUAGAACCCAAGAAAACAUGCACUAUAGUUUCGAGAAAAGAACUUGGAGAAUUCGUCCACAUUUUCACACACAUACGUCGAAAAGUGUAUGUGGAGCUAUUAGUUGUACAACUGACAGGUGGAACAGAUGAUCUGUUCAAAGAUCAGGCAAAUCACACUCUGACAUGGAAGUGUGUGGGCAGUGAUGCUCUUUCUACCAUGGGACUGACAUCGGCUGUUAGAAAGGUGUAUUCAAUGGUUGAAGCUCACAAGCAAGGUUCAUCUGUUGCUCCUGACUCAUCAAAUAGAGCAGCCAUAUCGAGGAAACGAAGAAUCUCAUGAUCUUCUUCUUACACUUUUCUAUUUGUUGCUUAGCUUCUAUAUUUAUUGUUGUAGCAUUCGGAUACUAAGGUAUUGCUUAGUUUUAACCAAAAACACAUGUGGUCUUGGUUUAAAAUUGAACAAUUGGUUCUUUAUGCUUAGUAAAGUGACUUGAUGAUCUCUCCAGGGGUUGAUUAUGUAAAUGGUGUGUCUCUCCCUCCGCCUUCAUAUAUAUCUCUACAGUGACGGACUUGUCUAUAAGACUCAUAGGAUUUGUAUUGUUAAGGUCCACUUCAGCCCAUAAACGACUCCGGCCGUUGGAUUCAUAUGGUCGCGUGGAGAAGAAGCUUCAUCAGCCGCUGCCAUCCGCCGAAAUCUCAAUUUGAUGUUCAAACCAACUUUUACAGUUCACACACUUAAAAAGUUUCUUUCAUAGACUCUGGAGAAGAAUUCCUCGGAUGCAAAACAACAGGUAGCCUCAUCUGAACAUAAUUUGGGGGAAAAAUCUGGAAACAACAAAAAGCAGUCAAGAGGACCGCAUGGUGCUGGUCAUGUAAUAAAAGUACUUGAACGAAAACUCUUUAAGGAUCGGACCAAGAAAAUGACA
Camelina sativa (false flax) is the source of this 2903-nucleotide messenger RNA. The record is from RefSeq and is a predicted model, not a curated record. Lineage: Eukaryota; Viridiplantae; Streptophyta; Magnoliopsida; Brassicales; Brassicaceae.